AUGGCUGACCAGAUUGCCAAGGCUCAAGUGGCCCAGCCCUGUGGCGACACGAUCUUCGGCAAGAUCAUCCGCAAAGAAAUCCCAGCCAAGAUAACUUUCGAGGACGAUCGGUGUCUUGCUUUCCAUGACAUUUCCCCUCGAGCACCAAGACACUUUCUGGUGAUACCCAAGAAGCACAUAUUUCAGAUUUCUGUGGCAGCCGAUGAUGAUGAAAGUCUUCUAGGACAUUUAAUGAUUGUUGGCAAGAAAUGUGCUGCGGAUCUGGGCCUGAAGCAUGGGUAUCGGAUGGUGGUGAAUGAAGGUGCAGUUGGGGGGCAGUCUGUCUGUCAUAUUCACUUCCACGUCCUUGGAGGUCGGCAGAUGAACUGGCCUCCUGGUUAAGCAGGUUGGGGAUAAGUGUCCUUCUCUAGGUAGUUGGCAAGCUCCAGUAAGUUCAAUGGCACACAUAGUUUUGCCUGUGUAUGGAGAGAUUGAAGAGAUCAUUUAAAAUUCU
This is a messenger RNA of Rattus rattus (black rat), 493 nucleotides long. RefSeq names its product histidine triad nucleotide-binding protein 1-like. Gene Ontology annotation, biological process: purine ribonucleotide catabolic process. The record is from RefSeq and is a predicted model, not a curated record. Gene Ontology annotation, cellular component: cytoplasm; nucleus. NCBI's taxonomy places the organism in Eukaryota, Metazoa, Chordata, Mammalia, Rodentia, Muridae. Bases 1 to 381 code for a protein of 126 amino acids. The transcript has a single exon. Gene Ontology annotation, molecular function: hydrolase activity.